GGAGGAGAAUGAAGAGAUGGAGAUGGAGAUGAUGGAGAUGGAGUUGCAGAGAAGAAGGUAUGAGAGAGUGAGGAGAAUGGCAAGUGGGAAUGCAGUGGUGGUGUUUAGUUUGAGUGGGUGUUGCAUGUGUCAUGUGGUGAAGAGGCUGUUGUUUGGGCUUGGAGUUGGUCCUACUGUUUAUGAGCUUGAUUUGGAGAGUGGUGGGGAUGAGAUACAAGCAGUGUUGUUUCAGUUGUUGAUGACCACGUCCAACGCCGGCGCCGGAGGUGGUGCCGUCGUUCCGGUGGUGUUUGUUGGUGGGAAGCUGCUUGGUGGGUUGGAGAAGGUCAUGUCUUGCCAUAUUAAUGGAACUCUUGUUCCUCUUCUCAAGCAAGCUGGUGCACUUUGGCUUUGAAAAU
Dioscorea cayenensis subsp. rotundata (Guinea yam) is the source of this 398-nucleotide messenger RNA. Its product is annotated as glutaredoxin-C9-like. Bases 17 to 394 code for a protein of 125 amino acids. Lineage: Eukaryota; Viridiplantae; Streptophyta; Magnoliopsida; Dioscoreales; Dioscoreaceae. The record is from RefSeq and is a predicted model, not a curated record. The transcript has a single exon.